AUGAUAUAUACAAAUGAAUGUCAUUCUGAUUGGCAACAAUGUACUCAAUUAUUCGGUUCAGCUCUCACGACUGGUCUACCUAAACAUCGAGAAGUCCCAACGUCAUCUUCUAAUCCAAGUCCUGUAGUUCCCGCUGUCGAAAAUAAAACAGCUCCAAACGGAACUACUGUAGCCACUGCACUUAGACAAAACGUCCACCUUUCCGUCAACGGAAAAAGAGUCGGACGUCCACCAGGAACAUUCAAAAGAGCACCAAACCACAUCGCAAGCUCGAAUAAUAACGGAGACGAUGUUGAUGUAGAGACGGCAAAUGAUCUGACUUGUCGAUGGAAGGAUUGUAUGAUGAAGUUCUCGACUCUCAAGGGCUUGGCUGAUCAUGUUCAAGAGAUGCACGUUCGAUCAACAUCUGAAGAUCAAGCAAUUGCAGCGUCAUCUUCUAAUCCAGUUUCUGUGGUUCCCGUUGUCAAAUUCUCAAAUCAAACAGCUCCAAAUGGAAAUACUGUAGCCACUGCAGUUGGACAAAACGUCCUCCUUUCCGUCCGCGGAAAAAGAGUGGGACGUCCACCAGGAACAUUCAAAAGAGCACCAAACCACAUAGCAAGCUCGAACAAUAACGGUGACAACGUUGAUGAAGAGACGAAAAAUGAUCUGACGUGUCGAUGGAAGGAUUGUAUGAUGAAGUUCUCGACUCUGAAAGGCUUGUUUGAUCAUGUUCAAGAAAAGCACGUUCAAUCAACUGAACAAAAGCACCAUGCAUGGCGUUGUGAGUGGGAAGGAUGUGACCGGAAUGAGACGUUUAAAGAUUUUUAUCAGCUCGUUGUACAUGUUCGUUGUCACACGGGAGAGAAGCCGAACAAGUGUGAAUAUCCUGGGUGUGGAAAAGAGUACAGCCGUCCCGAAAAUCUCAAAACGCAUCGUCGAACUCACACCGGAGAGAAACCCUACAAAUGUGAAUUCGUUGGUUGUAAAAAAGCGUUCAAUAAUGGUUCUGAUCGUGCCAAACAUCAUAAUCGUACUCAUUCCAACUUGAAACCAUAUGCAUGUCAAAUCGUUGAUUGCAAGAAGUCGUACACUGAUCCAUCUUCACUCCGAAAGCACAUAAAAAUGGUUCAUGGUAAUGGCGAAUAUGAGAAAGCGAAGAAGUCAUGUCCACCAAAUCAUUCAAAACGUAGACGUCCAAAUCCUCGAAUGGCUCCACCAACUGGAUCCCUCUCUCAUCCAUAUCUCUCAACACCUCAUUCCAUGACUUCAAAUGCAGUUCCAGUUCACCAGAACAACUUUAGUAAUGGAGCGUUAAAGAAUCCAACUACAGCCGUUAAGGUGUCUAAAUCUCAUCAAUCUCAUACGAUCCAGCAAUCUCACAUUAAUACUGUGGUCGCUGCUCAAAUCCAAACUCCUAUUCGGGAACCAAUUCGAGUUGAUACUGUCGCUCCGCCCACUGGUGUUCAUCCGACGAAUCAAUCAGCACGACCAAAUUUCCCAUCUAUCCCUCAACAGAUUCAUUUGCAUAACGCAAAUGUCGCAGCGGCUGAAGAAGAAGAUGAAAUGUCAGAAGAUGAUGAAGAAUCUCUUCAACCUGCUCAGGCAAUCCCUGCUUCCCGUCCCAGAGACGGAUCAGAUGACGGGAACAGUGGUUCCGGAGCUGGUUCUUCUCGUUCGAGUGUUUCGAGUGGAAGUGGAACUUUGGAAAUGGCUGGAAGAGCAACUCAGAGUGAAAGCAGAAGCAGCGGAUCUGGUGAACGUGGAAAGAGAAGUUUCUUAAUUGCUGAUCUUCUUCAACUCGCCAGUGAAUUCGGAAAUGAUCGUAUCAUUUCAGACGCUCUCAAUCUCUCCAUCUUCGAAACUCGUGAUAUCAACACCGUCUGGCAUAUAUAUAGUCUAUUCGACAAUGCUUGCUCCCGAAUGGAUCAUUUUGAAACAGGAAAACGUCUUCCAACUUGGCAAGAAGUUCGAGUUCUUCAUUCUUAUUACCAUAGUCCACAUUACAAUCGUAAUCUUUUCCACGAUUCCCCAGCUGCCCGUACUCGUGAAACUCUUUUCUGGCGCGCGAUCAACUCUGCAAAUAGCCGCAGAGAACAUCAAAUUCAAUCGAUUUCACUUAACUCUGAAGUUGAUGAAGGAUUUGAAGAUUAUGCUCUUCGAGCAGCUCGUGACGGUAGACGUGCUACUUCGAAUAAUCAAAGUGCUGCUGUUAGAGUUGGAGCUCAAGAAUCUGAAGAUGAAGAUGAUGGUUUUGGUGAUUCAGAUGAUGACCUCCCAGGUCUCGGAUUGGGAGGUUUGGAUGUUAUUGUUCGAAGAAGACGUCGAAUUGUCCGUCGUCAAGCUUUGAAACAAGCUUAUAUGGAGAUUGAUGAAAGCAAUACCGACAACCAGUUUGGAGUUGUUGGAGGAGGAUUCGGUGGCGAAAACAAUGAAAAUGGAGACGACCGAAGCUAUGAUAGCUUUGUUCAUACACCUCGAAUCGAUGAUUCAGAUAUCAAUUUUAUAAAGUUAUUCAAGAGAGCCGAGUCUGAUCUUGCUGAGAAAGCAGCAAAGUUGCCAAAAAUUACUGAAAUGGUUCCAAUAGAUCAAGUUCAGACAUCUCAGCAAAUCCAACCAGAACCAAUCAACCCUCCAGCUGCCUGCCGAUCGAGCACAACUCCUUUCAGCGUUCACAGAUUGUUGGUCGAAGAACCGGAAUUUCGUCAAAGUCUUCUCCGUUUCGUAACAAUUCAUGUUGACAACGAUGAGAUUAAAAAUAACGUCUCAUCGGAUGAGUUCUACAAAUUGCCAUCAGACGAGAGACGGAUGAUUGAAGAAGCUAUGUCAGCUAUGGAUGGUAUGGAGUCGGCUGAAGCUGCCCAAAAUCAAGCUGUGAUUGAAGAACCACAAGAAUCGCUGUUCGCAGAAGACCAAGAAUCAUCAUCUAAUGUUCCAAGUGACUAUUCCAUGCCUUCCAAUCCACGUCGUCGCUCCAGUGAUUCGGAGCAUUCAGAAGUCAUCCCAGAGAAGAAACAACGCAAACAUUAA
Caenorhabditis remanei is the source of this 3009-nucleotide messenger RNA. RefSeq lists its product as uncharacterized. Gene Ontology annotation, molecular function: DNA-binding transcription factor activity, RNA polymerase II-specific; RNA polymerase II cis-regulatory region sequence-specific DNA binding. The coding region runs from base 1 to 3009 and encodes 1002 amino acids. Gene Ontology annotation, cellular component: nucleus. The transcript is spliced from 14 exons. Lineage: Eukaryota; Metazoa; Nematoda; Chromadorea; Rhabditida; Rhabditidae. Gene Ontology annotation, biological process: regulation of transcription by RNA polymerase II; smoothened signaling pathway. The record is from RefSeq and is a predicted model, not a curated record.